UUCUGAUUAAGAGGUCGUCAUGCCCGAAGCCUCCAUCAUGGUUAUAACCGCCCUUUUUCCCGCCACAGCACGUCACUAGGCCAUAUAAAAUACGUCCCUCGCUUCUUUCAUUGCCCUUUCAGUCUUGCUGAAGCACCUCUUUGAUCUCCUUCAACAGUCCAAGACUCGGAAACUAAUUCUCCAUAGAUUUAAAUGAAGACGAUGGGUGAGAUUCUCCAUGCCCGCGACGACUUCGACAUGCAACUGAUAGGGAAAUUCUUGAGCUUCGCUUCGAGAGGCGACCGAGUUGGACUGAACCAGAUGUUGAUCCAAGGCAUAUCUCCUGAUGUGCAAGACUACGAUAAUAGGACGGCGCUGCAUCUGGCGGCGAGUGAGGGUCACACUCCCAUUGUUGAGCUUCUCGUGUGCUACAAGGCCAACGUUAAUCUCCAAGACCGAUGGAAAAGAACUCCCCUGACAGAUGCAAGACUCUAUGGACAUCGAGAUAUAUGCAGGAUUCUUGAAGUGAAUGGAGCCAAUGACUUUACCAGUGAUCAGUUGAUGACCGUUCGACACGAACAAGAUUCAAAUGAUGUGAAGUUUGACAUGACGGAAUUAGAUACAGAUAGUUCAUCAGCAAUACAACAGGGUUCAUUUGGUGAAUCUGAAAAGGUCAAGUGGCGUGGAAUCUGGGUCGUAAAGACCGUUGUCAAAAAAGACAUAUGUGCUCCUGUUAGGAUACUCUCUGCUAAGGAUAAUACUCUCUUACGGGAGCUUAGACAUCCCAAUAUAUUGCAGUUUCUUGGUUCAAUUGUGCAGCAGGAGGAGAUGGUUCUAAUUACCGAGUAUCUACCAAAAGGCAAUCUCGAGGAUAUUUUGACGCAAAGAACACGUCUUGAUGUGCCUACGGCUCUACGCUAUGCACUUGAUAUUGCUAGGGGAAUGAACUAUCUUCACAAGCACGUGCCAUCCCCAAUAGUUCACAGCCAUUUGAGUACCAGAAACUUGUUUCAGGAUGAAGGUGGGCACUUGAAGAUUGGGGAGUAUUGGGUUCAAAUGUUGCAUGAACAAAUUAACCCAGAUCAAAAUGGAAGGCAAAACAGUGAUGGGACACAGGAUUUAACGAAGAUAGAUAUUUGGAGGUUCGGAUUCAUAUAUUAUCAGAUGCUAGAAGGAAUGCACUUCCAGACCAACACAAACUCUGAUCAACCCGAACACGUUGAUUUUAAACCGAAAUUCCAUUUAAGUCGAUGUUCUAAUAGAAUUCAAGAGUAA
This is a messenger RNA of Rosa chinensis, 1254 nucleotides long. Its product is annotated as integrin-linked protein kinase 1. The coding region runs from base 193 to 1254 and encodes 353 amino acids. The record is from RefSeq and is a predicted model, not a curated record. NCBI's taxonomy places the organism in Eukaryota, Viridiplantae, Streptophyta, Magnoliopsida, Rosales, Rosaceae. Gene Ontology annotation, biological process: protein phosphorylation. The transcript has 10 exons. Gene Ontology annotation, molecular function: protein kinase activity; ATP binding; protein binding.